Messenger RNA from Melospiza georgiana, 1203 nucleotides. RefSeq names its product mab-21 like 1 (gene MAB21L1). Lineage: Eukaryota; Metazoa; Chordata; Aves; Passeriformes; Passerellidae. The transcript has a single exon. The record is from RefSeq and is a predicted model, not a curated record. The coding region runs from base 1 to 1080 and encodes 359 amino acids.
AUGAUCGCGGCCCAGGCCAAGCUGGUGUAUCAUUUGAAUAAAUACUACAAUGAGAAAUGCCAAGCCAGGAAAGCUGCAAUCGCCAAAACGAUCCGAGAAGUCUGCAAAGUGGUGUCGGACGUGCUGAAGGAGGUGGAGGUGCAGGAGCCUCGCUUCAUCAGUUCCUUGAACGAGAUGGACAAUCGCUACGAGGGGCUGGAAGUCAUCUCCCCCACGGAGUUUGAAGUCGUGCUGUAUCUGAACCAAAUGGGGGUUUUCAACUUCGUGGACGACGGCUCCUUGCCGGGCUGCGCUGUGUUAAAGUUAAGCGACGGGCGCAAGAGGAGCAUGUCCCUCUGGGUGGAGUUCAUCACGGCGUCUGGCUACCUCUCCGCUCGCAAAAUCCGGUCCAGAUUCCAGACUCUGGUGGCUCAAGCCGUGGAUAAGUGCAGUUACAGAGACGUGGUAAAGAUGGUGGCGGACACCAGCGAGGUGAAGCUGAGGAUCAGGGAUCGGUACGUCGUGCAGAUCACCCCCGCGUUCAAGUGCACGGGGAUCUGGCCGCGGAGUGCUGCGCACUGGCCGCUUCCCCACAUCCCCUGGCCGGGACCCAACCGGGUGGCGGAGGUCAAGGCGGAAGGCUUCAACCUCUUGUCCAAGGAGUGCCACUCUCUGGCCGGCAAGCAGAGCUCGGCCGAGAGCGAUGCCUGGGUGCUGCAGUUCGCGGAAGCUGAGAACAGACUGCAGAUGGGCGGCUGCAGGAAGAAAUGCCUCUCCAUCCUCAAAACCUUACGGGACCGUCACCUGGAGCUGCCGGGCCAGCCCCUGAAUAAUUAUCACAUGAAGACUCUGGUUUCCUACGAAUGCGAAAAGCAUCCCCGCGAAUCGGACUGGGACGAGUCGUGCCUGGGGGACCGGCUCAACGGGAUUUUACUGCAGCUCAUCUCGUGCCUCCAGUGCAGGAGGUGCCCGCACUACUUCUUGCCCAACUUAGACCUCUUUCAGGGCAAACCUCACUCGGCCCUGGAAAACGCGGCCAAACAAACGUGGCGACUGGCUAGGGAAAUACUAACCAACCCGAAAAGUUUGGAGAAACUUUAGAGGGUAACUAUAAAACCGGGCUGACCGAUAAAUCUGCUAAUUUCCCGAUGAAGUUUAAGAUGCCUGUUUGAAAAGUCAUAUAUUUCCACUUGACAAUGCAAAUAAUAUUCUCUUUUAAAAAGG